Acipenser ruthenus (sterlet) is the source of this 1164-nucleotide messenger RNA. Its product is annotated as zinc finger and SCAN domain-containing protein 29-like. The transcript has 2 exons. Bases 4 to 843 code for a protein of 279 amino acids. NCBI's taxonomy places the organism in Eukaryota, Metazoa, Chordata, Actinopteri, Acipenseriformes, Acipenseridae. The record is from RefSeq and is a predicted model, not a curated record. Gene Ontology annotation, molecular function: zinc ion binding; nucleic acid binding.
GCGAUGAAGAUGUCGGCGGAGGAUGACCCGGAGGCGUACUUGGUGGCAUUCGAGCGGCUGGCUACCGCGGCGGCUUGGCCGCGGGAGUUCUGGGCCAGCCAAUUGGGACCCUGCCUGAUUGGGGAGGCUCAGGCAGCUUACCAGGCCAUGAGUGACCAGCACGCCACUGAGUAUGACCUGGUCAAGCAGGCUAUCCUCCGCCGACUCAACAUUACUACCGAGACCCACCGGGCGCGGUUUCGGGAGUACCGGAGAGCCCCGGAGACACGCCCCAGGGUGGUUGCGGAGAGGUUGUGCGACCACAUGGUGCAUUGGCUGACCCCCGGGAAGAAGACCGUCCAGCAGAUGGGGGAAGCCAUUGUGGUAGAACAGUUCUGCCAUGUGGUCGGCGCCGAAACCCAGGCGUGGAUACGGCGCCACAACCCCGACACCCUGGAGGAGGCGGUCAAAUUGGCCGAAGAUUUUGAGGACUCCCUGACCUCUGCCCGGAUCGGGAUCCUGUCCGCCCCUGCCCUUCGGAGCAGCCGCGCUCUCUCUCCCUCUCCUCCAACAUCAUCGCCACCACCCCCCUCGUUCCAGGGACCCAGACCUCCCAGAGCACCGACCCCAUUGGGCCCCCUUGCCUCCCCCCCAUGGAGAUCAAGGUUGGCCCCCAGCUGGGGUAGAGGUGCUGCCCCUGCCCCGUUGCCAUACCAGCAGCGGGACAGAUUUCUAACCCAUGCCCCCUCUGUCCCUCCUAUCUGUUUUAGGUGCCACCAGCCGGGACAUCUGGCCAGGUCAUGCCCCGCUGCCAUGGAGUGUGACGUGGCCGCGUGCAAUUGGGCACCUGAGACUGACAGCUAGAACAUAUCCGGAGCUGUCGCACUGGGCGAACACAAGCCGGAUCACCUCCUCACGUACUGUCACAACGUCCUGUGUAUUCACUCACCACAAUCACGACUGCACGCACCCGAGACGGGUGACCGUAUUCUUGUUUCUUUUGUUCAGGACUGUAUCCUGUGUUUUGUCAGCCCGAGCUUUACACAUCGUUGUGUAUUGCCGGGCUUAUUAUUUUGAGCACUAGACCAGUGCUGGCAAAUAAAGCCUAUUUUCCACUGGACUACCGUUGUCUGCUCAUUACUCCUGCACCGCAUCACUGCUACACAGCUACCCCUCACCACCCAC